Molecule: messenger RNA, 1143 nt
Organism: Ectocarpus sp. CCAP 1310/34
Lineage: Eukaryota; Phaeophyceae; Ectocarpales; Ectocarpaceae
Source: the annotation of a GenBank genome assembly
AUGCUGUUUGCGGAUUAUUUUGUCGCUAUGUCGGACACCCCUGAGGGACUGCAACUGCAAAUUGACGCGGCGAAGAAGUUAGCUGAUAAGUGGAGAUUGUCUGCUAACGUUAAGAAGAGUGCCGUCAUGGAAUGCAACGAGAACAAGGAGGAACCAGGCAAAGCACGAGCAGGGAAGCUGCACUCAAUACCCGCAAACCGGCACCUCGAUACACGCAUCAAAUUGACGGGUUUGAAGAGCGUAAACGUACCGCCGCUAGAGUACGCCGGAGAAGUAUGGGAAGGAAACAAGAAGGUAGUGAAAGAACUGGAGGCGGCGCAGAUGAAAGCAGCGAAAAUUAUCCUAGGAUGCUCCAAGCGCACAAGUAAUGCAGCCGUCAGGGCAGAAUUGGGGAUCCAAUCCCUACGGUCGGGAAGAGACGCGAGGAAGCUGACAUGGCAGUAUCGCAUGUGCGGGAUGGGAGAGGAGAGGUUGCCGAGGAUUGUAUGGGAGGCGAAGUGGGCAAACAAGAAGAGGGGUAGACAACCCACGGAAUGGGUCAACGUUGUAGAGGACGUAUGGAAGGGGUUCGACAUCGACGAAGAUGAAACGCUGGAAACGGAGAGUCUACAGGGGUUCAAGGAGAAGCUAUCUGUUGCUUGUGCCGAGAGAGAAGAACAGAAUCUAUGGAAAGAAUCCAAGGAUAAGGAGGGUCUAGAAGUGUACGGAAUGUUGAAGGAAGGAAAAACGUUCAAGGAUUACCUACAUGGACCAAUGGAUGCAGGAACAAAGUUGAAGGUCAAAUUCAGGACCGGGGACAUGGGCCUUCGAGAACGUCGACGAAGACAUAGGACGGUAGACGACGAAGACGACGAGUUCAAAUGUGAUUGCGGCUUCGAAUGCGAAGACCGUGUUCAUGUGGUCGCGGAAUGUCCGUUGUACAAGAAGGAGAGGGAAGUGUACGUGACUGAGCUGGGAAAAAUAGAUGGGACGUACAGGGAGCUGUUUGGGGCGUGGAAUAGAGAGGAAAGGACGGUAGCUGUAGUGGGGCAUGGGAGGUGGGAUGAAAAGGCGGGAAGGGAUAUCGUUAGGAUAGACCGACUAGGGAAGACAUUUUUGAGCCACCUUUGGCAAAGUAGAAAGGAACGAUUGGCCAUCGGUGAU